Strongylocentrotus purpuratus (purple sea urchin) is the source of this 2530-nucleotide messenger RNA. Its product is annotated as enoyl CoA hydratase 1, peroxisomal-like. The record is from RefSeq and is a predicted model, not a curated record. Bases 57 to 1001 code for a protein of 314 amino acids. Gene Ontology annotation, cellular component: mitochondrion. Lineage: Eukaryota; Metazoa; Echinodermata; Echinoidea; Camarodonta; Strongylocentrotidae. The transcript is spliced from 8 exons. Gene Ontology annotation, molecular function: delta(3,5)-delta(2,4)-dienoyl-CoA isomerase activity.
UCGAUAUCGCUUGUAGUAUCGUCGUAUAUCGUUCCCGACUUUGUUACAAAAUAAUCAUGAAUCGCCUUGCAAAAGUCAUUCUGUCAGCAUCCAGGAAAGGUAAUUUGACCAACAUAGGCCUUGCCAGUACUCUGGCUAGGAGCAUGUCUUCAGGAGGGCUUUCAAAAUAUAAUUUUGAGUCACUCGCUGUGACAAGUCCCCAGGAGUUUAUCUACAAGGUUGAGGUGAACAGGCCAGAGAAACGUAAUGCUAUGAACAAAACAUUUUGGAGAGAGAUGGUAGAAUGUUUUAAUACCAUUGCAACUGACGAAGACUGCAGAGUAGUGCUAUUAACUGGGGCAGGCAAGACGUUUUCUGCUGGUAUCGAUCUACAGGAUAAUGCUGAAUUGAUGCAGGGUGCUAUUCCGGGAUCAACUGAUCUUGAUGUAUCACGUAUCGCUUAUAAACUCAGAUCGAAGAUCAAGGAGUAUCAAGAGUCUUUCUUUGUUAUUGAGAAGUGUCCUAAGCCAGUGAUAGCAGCCGUCCAGGGGGCCUGUUUAGGAGGAGGACUCUGUAUGAUCUCUGGAUGUGAUAUCAGGUUGUGUACUGAAGAUGCUUGGUUCCAAAUUAAGGAAACAGACCUUGGUCUAGCUGCAGAUGUAGGAGUGCUUCAGUGGUUACCAAAGAAGACAUCUAAUGACAGUCUGCUUCGAGAGCUCUGUUUCACAGCAAGGAAGUUUGAUUCAAGUGAAGCCAAGGAAUUAGGUCUGAUCAGUCGCCUGUACCCAGACCAAGAAGCCAUGAUGGGUAGUGCUAUGGAGCUAGCAGCAACUAUCGCCAGUAAGAGUCCAGUGGCUAUGCAGGGCACUAAAGUUAAUCUGAACUACAGCCGAGAUCAUACCGUAGCAGAAAGCUUCGAGUAUAUUGCAACGUGGAACGCAGCCCAUCUACAGACUGAGGAUCUUGCAAAUGCAGUAAUGGCAAGCAUGACAAAAUCAAAGGCAGAGUUUUCAAAGCUGUGAGAUGAUCAAUCAAAUUGUAAACGUGAAAGAAGGAAAACCUAUUAUAGCAAAUGCUUCAGCACCAUGUGUACAACUCUGUUAUAUGAACUCUUAUCAUGGUAAACCAGGAAUGUUAUGUGAAAAUUAUUGGGGCAGCGUUGUGUGGUUAGAAAAAUUUGUUAUAACUAUGGAAAAAUAUAUAAAUACUGGGUGGUUUUGUUAAAAUAUAUUCCUGUCUAAACAUACUUGGUUUUGGCCAUGUUAAAAAAGACGUAGUGAUCCCUGUCUUGAGGUAAGAGUAAAGUUUUAUAUCAUUUGCAAUUUAUCAUAACAAAUAGGCAGAUGGAAUUUUAUGACUCAUUCAAGAACUUAAGAUUGAUUUUGAUCCAUCACAACACUUUGUCAUUCAGGGUCAAGAUAUACUUUGAAAAUACACUUCAUUUUUUAAGGAAACUCUGGUGAACUGGCAUUGUUUUAUUAAUUUUUAAUUUUGAUGGAUUAUUUUACAUGGUUGUGAUAGAUCUUACAUUCCCAGACUCCCUUGAUCAUAGGUGUAAAUGUUCAGCAAAACUUUGCAAAGGAACGUCUUUAUUUACCAUAACAUUUAUUAUGUUUAAAAUCAUUUUAGGUCAUAUAUUUCAUGCUGCAUUUCAUUGUAAAUAAAAGAAACAUAUUCAAAUCAAUUUAAAGGCCUUCAUGUAGCAGCUAAAGAUUGCUUCAAUUAAAAAAUAUAUAUAAAGUUCAAAAUAAUGGAUUUUUUUUUUUUUAAAUACUUAAAUAGCUAUUGAAAGAUUAACCUAAUUGACCUAAUUGACAGAUUAGUUUGGUUGAAUAGGUCAACUACUUGGAACUAGUAGGCCCUGGGUUCACAUCCCAUCCCUGUGGGCUACGGGAGCUUCUUUGGCAUUAUGGUAAAAUGCAGGGAUUAGUGAUUAUUUCAUCUUAGUGCCUAGGAUUGGCCUUGUGUUAAAAUAAAGAUUGAUCUUUGCAUUUAUAGGUAGUAAUCCAGAGAAAUGUACAUAAUUGGUUAUCCACUAGAUCUCUACUCAAUUUGUUAAUUUCUUUGAUUUGACUGGAUAAGAAGAAAGAUAACCACAUUUAUAAAGGAAGUUAUUUAUACAGAAGAGGUGAAAGUACAUUUAACAGGGUAGUACAACUGGGCCCCUGCUUAUAAAAGUUGCAGUUUAUUACAUUCAGUUGGUAAUCACAAACUUACAAUUGCUUGUCUCUUGAUAUACAGCAUUGCGAUUCAUUUCUAUAUCAAGUUAAUUUGCAAUCUCUUUGGGUAAAUUGCAACUCUUGAUAAGACAGAGCACUGAUGGUUGUCACAUUAUAUAGAUUUUUUUUGUUUACACGAGAAAGGUAAUCUCUAUUGAUCAAGAAAGCUUACGUUUCUUCAUUAUUGUGACACUUGCUGCACAAUGCCUUUAUUUUUUAUUUGUAUUUUGCCAAUAUGUGAAGAAAAUUGAAAUACUGUAUAUAUAAUUGUAUACAUGCAUAAAUGAUGAAUAAAAUUUAGAUAACCGAGCUUUUCAUCUUGGUUGACUUUA